Molecule: messenger RNA, 6611 nt
Organism: Grus americana (Whooping crane)
Lineage: Eukaryota; Metazoa; Chordata; Aves; Gruiformes; Gruidae
Gene: HS6ST3
Product: heparan sulfate 6-O-sulfotransferase 3
Exons: 2
Coding region: 319-1602 (427 amino acids)
Cellular component (GO): membrane
Molecular function (GO): heparan sulfate 6-sulfotransferase activity
Source: RefSeq, a predicted model, not a curated record
CUCGGGAGCUGCUGCUGCCGCUCGGCAGCGCGUGCCGGGGACGGCGCGAGGCGCUCCCGCCACGGCGCCUCCCUCUCGGCGGGCGGCUCCCCUUCGCCUCAGCCGCGGGGAGCGGGCGCGGGAUGGCCGCCUCGGGCGGGCUGGAGCGCGGAGCGCUGGGCUGAGAUGAGGGAGCGGAGCGAGCCGUGACCGCCUGCGAGGAUCAUGCCGUCGGGAAGGGAGCCGGGCUCCCCUCGGCUGCGGGAUCCGAUCGGGGCGGCCGCCCUGUCAGCGCCCGGCAGCGCCUAAGCCCGCGCCGCGCUGCCCCCGCGCAUCGCCAUGGACGAGCGCUUCAACAGGUGGCUGCUGCCGCCGCUGCUGGCGCUGCUCUUCUUGCUCAUCGUCUACCAGUACGUGUCGCCCGCCUGCCCCGGCGCCGCCUGCCCCCGCCGCCCGCCGGCCUCCGCCGCCCGUCGCGGGGGGGGCCCGGCGGAGCGGGAGGAGGAGGAGGCGGCGGCGGCGGCAGCAGCGAGCGCCGCGGAGGAGGAGGCGGAGGCGGCGGCGGUGCUGCCGCGACUGGUGGCCAAGUUCCCGUUCGCGCGGGGGGAGCUGUGCCGGCGGGUGCGGUUCGACAUGCGGGGCCGCGACGUGAUCGUCUUCCUCCACAUCCAGAAGACGGGCGGCACUACCUUCGGUCGGCACCUGGUGCGCAACAUCCGCCUGGAACAGCCCUGCUACUGUCGGGCCGGGCAGAAGAAGUGCGCCUGCCACCGCCCGGGCGGCGACAAGGACACCUGGCUCUUCUCCCGCUUCUCCACCGGCUGGAGCUGCGGGCUGCACGCCGACUGGACCGAGCUCACCAGCUGUGUGCCCGCCGCCAUGGAGCGACGCGGCUGCGCCGGCAACCGCACCCUCAGGAACUUCUAUUACAUCACGAUGCUGAGGGAUCCAGUGUCACGGUACUUGAGUGAAUGGAAGCAUGUCCAGAGGGGUGCGACGUGGAAAACUUCCCUUCAUAUGUGCGAUGGAAGAAGCCCAACACCAGACGAGCUGCCUACCUGUUACGAAGGAGAUGACUGGUCUGGAGUCAGUUUACAAGAAUUCAUGGAUUGUAGCUACAAUUUGGCCAACAACCGCCAGGUGCGCAUGCUGGCAGACCUCAGCCUGGUGGGAUGCUACAACUUGACUUUUAUGAAUGAGAGUGAAAGAAAUACGAUUCUUCUCCAAAGCGCCAAGAACAAUCUGAAAAACAUGGCCUUCUUCGGGCUCACAGAAUUUCAGAGGAAAACGCAGUAUUUGUUUGAGAGGACAUUCAACCUGAAAUUCAUUUCCCCAUUCACCCAAUUCAAUGUUACGCGGGCCUCCAAUGUGGACAUUGGUGAAGAUGUGCGGCAACGGAUAGAAGAGCUGAAUUUCUUGGACGUGCAGCUUUAUGAAUAUGCGAAGGACCUGUUCCUGCAGCGCUUCCAGUACUCCAAGCAAGAGGAGCAUCAGAAGAACCGUCUGAAGAGGCGAGAGGAGAGGCGGCUGCUGCGGGAGCAGAGAGCUCACCAGUGGCCAAGGGAAGAGGCAGCAGAAGUAGCCAUUACUGAAGAUUAUAAUAGCCAGGUUGCAAGGUGGUGAUGGUCCUCCAUCUUGACUAACCAAUGAGAGGAUCAGAGAGUUGUGCAACUUGGCUACCUGGGAAUUAGGCAAGGAAGGCCUACCGCUUUGGUAAAUGAGACCACGUCUGACAACUACCCCUCCUUGUCUCAGUUUUUCUUGGUUUCUGCCAGUGAGGAGAAUGUAUUUUUUUCCUAAUAGGCAUUGAUUAGUGUUAUUAAAUGGCAGUAGAAUAGAUUCCUGUCCGAAAAGACUUCCUUCAAAGCCCUAAGCUAUGAGGAUGUGUCGAAGAGAGAGCUAUAUCCUUUGCGUUAACAGAUGUACCCUAUACAAUCUGAGCUACCAAAACUUGCACAGACAUGAAUGAAAAAUUGGGGGGAAAAAAAAAAAGUUUUGGUUCCUCUGUGACAUAAGAGCUGUUUUAUUUCACACUGUCCUUUGCAACUGUAGUGUGUAGCUUUCUAGUGAAGGAAAUGGAGGAAAGCAUAUUUCUCUUCAAACUUUUACAUGCUGUGUUUUAAGGGAAGAAUUUGCUGAGGUGAUUUAUAAAAGACCUAGGAAAUGUGGAAUUGGGGCGUCACUUGUUCUGAUCUGUCAGCCAGCAAUCAGAGAUGAUUUAUAAGUGAAGUGAUGGGGGGGUUAGCUUAUUUCUCCACAGAUGUAGAGAGUACCAAACCCAGCCAGGUAGCAGCCAUCCUUCUGAGUGCACGUGGCAAAGGGAAAGCCUUGAGAAAUGAGGUCCAUGCAGCAGCUGGGCACAUGAGAUUAUCUGGCUGGAGGCAAUGAAAUCAGCCUUCACAUUCACAAAAGGUGAAGAGGGGCCAAGCAAGCUAUGGGGAAGAGGAAAGAGAGAACAGGAAAAGCCUAAAUAUUAGUGUGACAUCUUCCAGAUUUGCUGUAAGAGCCUGGAGAUAUAUUGUCUGUGAAGGUAGGCAGGUUUAUGAUAUUGUCUGUUAAAAUACAUUGAUGCCAAGUGAAUACAAUUUAAAGUGGUUUUCUCUCUAACUACGGUAGUGGCUAGAAAAAAAUCAGCUUUCGUUUCUAUAGGAUACAUAAUGGAUAUGUGGAAAGUCUUGAUAUUUAUUACUCUGUAUGAAGAUUCUUUGUAAAUUUAUUGUUUUCAUGAUGAGAGAUCUGUACCUGGUUUUGUUCCUUGUCUAGAAAAAGAUUCAAUGGGUUCUUCCUCCACAUAUUACUUUCUUGUGGCUAAACUGCAUCUAUUUAUUCCAAGGUUUUAUGUUGUUCCAUUCGUAAUAGUGAAAUUUUAAAAAGAGGGUCCUGUGCACCAUGGAUCUUUUGAGAGAGUUUUUUUCCUUCUUCUUCUUCUUCUAGCAUAAAUGUAAAGCAUUAGGAGGAAAUUUCUCUAAGUGCCUCAACGUGGCUGCUAAAUCAAGAUGCUGAAAGUAUAUUAUUGCAUGCAUGAAUGGCUUUUACCUUACAGAUUUGCUAAUUAGAGAUACCAGAGUACCUGAUGUGGAUGCACAUUUCUCAUUUCUUUUCAAAAUUCAAGGUUUUUAUCCAGUCAGUAAAAAAAUAAUGUGUUACAGAAAAAAGAGGCUGAAUUUGAAAAUUUGUCCUUUCAUUUCCAACUCUUUUUUUUGCAGUGCAUGCUGUAUCUUCUUUUCUUCUGACAAUGCUAUUGCUACUUAUCUAUGCACAAUAUCAAAAAUAUGAUCUAAUGAUCCUGUGGAGAGUUAAGGCAUACAAUAAUACAUUAAACAUGGAAUAUCAUAAUGUCUAUUAAGAACAGAAGUGGGCUACCAGGUUGAUGCCUCGUUAUCAAUGUAGUUUAUUAGCAAUAUGCUGCUUUACACCUGAUUGUCAAUGUGCUACGUUUAGGGUGAAUAGCGGUGUUUUUUGGUCCAUAAUACCUGUUCCACUGGUGGAUCAUGUGCAUCUCCUCCCACCUCUGCAUUCAGAAGGGAAAACACGGGACUGCAGAUGGUUAUUCUCCUGCCCAAGCAUGGGAUGUCUGCCUUAGAGAAGAGUGAGGAGCUCUCUAGACUCCCUGGACAGUACUGCUUGGAUCCCCACCGCCUGGAAGAGGUGCUUAGACACCUCACACACAUGUGGACACCUACCUUCAGAGAUUUAAAUUGAAAUGUUUACAGUCUGGGACUGAAGCUCGUUCUGCGUGUCCUGGCUGCAGGAUGGCGAGGCCAUGAAGAGCUAAGCCUGACCAGUAUUAUUGCACCUUUAGCGCAGUGCAGGUAAUUCGCAGUGAGCUGCCGUCUUACCCACUGGCACCAGGGCUUCAGGCUGGGCUGGUCCUGGCCCUGCGGGGGGAAGGGGCUUUCAGGCUGGUGACGCAGGGAUGACAGGGAGCUGCUGCAUCUCCCUGUUCCUGGGCCCGUUGCUGCUUCUUGCUGCAGACCCCGCAGCAAGAGAGGGGAAGGAUGCCUCUGGCACCCGGUACGCCACAUCCAGGAUUUGCAGGUGUGCUGCUUAUGCCUGUGGGUGCAGAGGUGGUGUGGGCAGUGGUGUGGGGCAAGCAGGAGAGUCAGGGCUGGCUGGCAGGGCGCAGGGGCUUGGCAGGAGGCAGGGCUGGCGGGAGAGAAGCCAGCCACGUGGGAGGAAAGAUGCAAGGCCAAAUUCACAUUAAGAAGGAAGAUAAGUGAGGAAGUUGAAUCAAUCCCAGCGCAUCUUUUGUUGUAAAGCAUCCCUUCUUUUUCCUCACCAGCACAAAAACAGGGUCCCCUUCCUUGCGUCCUUACCUCUUUCCCCAGCAGGCCACCCCUCUGCGCCACUCAUGGCAAUGGGGGUCUUGUUUUUCAUUUAGAAAAUGCAGUGUCGUCAUUUCAGAAGAGAGGAGAGAGAGGUCAGAAAUUGUUCCCUGCAGCCUCACCAGUAAGUACCAAUUUCAGAUGCCUAAGCACACCAACCAUUCUCCAGACUAUUCCUUCUGCCUGACACUGGGCGGUUUACAUUAGCUUUAAUAGUUUGGCAAUACCUUAAUGCAUGCCUAACCUUUUCCUCAGUCAUUUCCCAGGAGACAAGAUUAGGGUCCUGAAGAGCUCCUAAUGUGCUGUAGAAUCUAUGUUAACGAAAUUUGCCUUAAGGCUUGGGAUUUAUUUAAAAUUGAAGUUGGUUUGUUGGUGGUUUGGUUGUUGGGUUUUUUUUUUUCUGGAGGCUGUGUAGCAGAUAGCCUUGGUUGUGCAGAAGCAUUUGGGGAAGGGGGGCAGCCAGCAGCUGAGAUCUUGCCCAGAGCCCCUGGGACUGAAGGACCCGGCACCUCCUUCCCCAGCUCCAGCAGCAGAUCCAGCAAACUCACUGUGCCAACAAUACCGGUUUUCUUUGCAGGAUUUCCUGGCACGACACGUGAAAAAUAAAGCAGUUUGGAAAUACUUUCGGGCUGACUUCUAAGACACAGGCUUGCAGAUUUUUUUCCUCUUGGGCACUGGGUCCAAAAAAAUGUAAUGCAAAAGCAAAAUAAAGGCCCUGGUUCCUAUCUCUGUUUUUCCAGGUUUUCAUUGCUCUCACAGCACGGACUUCACUGUAAUUACACUGGCUCGUAUAAGAUCAGAGUGCAGUGUGUUCCUUUCAAAACCUUUGGGACCAACAAUGCUAUAGGAUUUCUGCCCAUCUUCCUGGAGUUAUUUUGUUGCUUAAACAAAACAAUUUGGCUUCUGCUACUGUGGUGCUGAAACAAAUCUCAUUCUUUAGUAAUGGAGAUGUACUUGCUAAUCUCUCCCAUCAUGUCCUCAGCACUGGCUGCCUUUUCCAGUUAUAAUUCACUGUAGGCUUGGAGCAGACAGAGAAACAUGCUGUGUUGUUAAAACUUGUUCCUGGUAAUUCGAUGUCUAGUCCAAGAACUCAGCCUAUUGCCUAUGGGCUGUACUUUAUUAAGAAAUGAAAAUUUGUCCUUUCUUCCCCACUCAUCAGUGCUAACAAUAAAAAGCUUUAUCACUGUGGGGAAAGAAAAAACCCACCAUUUCUGAUGUUGGGUAUUCUUCACUGCGGUUGUGUUAACAAUGGGGCUGCUAUAGCCUUGCCAGGACUUCUACCCAAUAUGUGGUAGUUAUUUGCACGUCACUAAAUCAGAAGUACAGAGCAAAAAAGUGAUGGAAGUCAGAUCCAGGGCCAGACUUCCUAACUGUAGUGUAUUCGUUCAGCCAAACCAAAUGGCAGCUCACAUCACCUUUGCAUCUGGAGAUGUUUUAGCAACCAGGAGGAUUCUCAAGUUGGCCUUCUUGUUAACACAUGCUUCCUUCUGCACUAGUGGAUUCUUGUUUCCCCCCUGCAGUCUUGUAUCGGUUGUGAGCAUUGAUGUUAUAAAACUUGUUAUCUCGCUGACACUUUUUUUCUUCCUCUGUUGCUGUUCCCCUGAUAUAUGUGGAAAUAUUCUUUUUUGGUCUGGGAUAAGAAAUAUCCUGUUUCCAGGCUGGUGGAGACUACCCUGUAUGAGAUGAACAAUCACAAUAAAAUCAUUUUGCUGGAGCAGAUCACUGUAUCCUCCCUACAUGUGGCAAAAGCAUACUUGGAAAAGGUACCAAGUUUGCACUGAAACACUUUCUUCAGUUUAGUUCUUCUAAUAUUUUCUUCAUUGAUAUUUUGUGGAGGGAAAUGGGUUCCAUAGCCUACCAUGUCCUUGGCUUUCUUCUUGGCCAUAUCACUAGCUCUGUAAUUUCAAAUAUAUGUUGGAAGUGGAAAAAAAAAAAUCAACAGUUCCCAUCAGUUGCCAUAUUUAAGAUGAAAGGGUAAAUGAAUAGGUUGUAAAUUACUUCAUUCUUUAGGAAUUUUCCUUCUGUUUAUGUGCAAUAAUGUGUGUGAACUCUGCUACUAAGAGAUUGUAUUGUGAGUAACCAUAUCUACUUUUAUUCCUAUUUACAAAAUAGUUUGUAGACCUAGGGAUUUUCAUUGAUGUAAAGCACAAUUUAAUGAAUUAUUUAAUGUGUUUAACCAUUGUGAUGUCAAAAGCAAUUGUUUUCAUAUAUUUAUUUGUUGGUGGUUUUCUGUAAAAUGAUGCUCAUUAAGAAAUCUGUUAAAAAUGAAAAAGUUUUGUUGAAUAUUGUUGGGUCCAUGAAUUACUU